AUGUAUGAUCUUCAAGAUGAAGACACUCUAAAAAGUAUCGAGUUUAUAUUUCACCUUAAGCUGAGAGAAAGCUGUGAAACUUGCCGACUGUCAGACAUGAUUCGAGAUCAGCUGAUCAACACAAUAUACGAGCCAGAAGAGAUUAACACAGGCUACUCCACUAUGCGGCAGACUGUACAGGAAUUCCUUGCUGCAGUUUACGUUGCUCACCAUCCAAAAGAGAUUCAAAGAGUUAUAGAGCCAUAUUAUCAUAAAGCAGUACAGGAGUUCUUAACGGUAGAUUACAUCCAUCCGACAUACUGCACAAUGAUAAUGCCUGAUGCCUCGCAGCAUUUUAUCUACAUGUGCGGUCUAAACAGUGAAGUUGCACAUGAUAUGUCCGCCAUGAUGUCAAAUGGUAUACUGGAACAUCAAUACUGGGAUAUUGAUGACGUUAAGGCCUUGAUGUCGAUGAACAAGUCUCAGAUACGACAUAUUCGUAUUGUUGGACAGCAGGACGAAAUAAGCGAGGAGGAUAUCCAGGACGUGUUCAACAGCUCAACGGACAAUCUUGCCGUUGUUGAAAUUUAUAACCGUGCUGGACAGGUUACAAUGUCCGCGCGGUCCUUGAGGGAGCUGGUGGAGAACUGCUCUUCAACGGUGACCUGUCGGCUUGGUGAGUGCACUGUGCAACCGAUCACAGAGUUUGAAGACAUUAAACGGUCAUUUACAGUUACAAACUCCGAUUGGUCGCAUACGACCUGCGUAAGGUCACCUUGCUAUGCCCUAACAUUUGAACCACACGAUGUUCGCACGGGAACCGUGAGGCAAGCUACGAUUGACCUUGAAGCUAUCCUCAUGAUUAAGGAUGAAGAUCUAAAAUCAUACCUCCCGGCAUAUGGCGAUAGAGUUGCACUAUUGGCAUUUGCAAGGGUAUUAAAAAACCCAGAGGAGAAUGCUAAGUCAGGCUCUGAGUUCUGCCAUAUACCUGCCAAAAUGGAGGAUAACAUAAGAAGGAAGAUGUCCUCCGUUCGGAUGGAGCUCACUCCCGAGGUACCGGAAGGGGAAAGUUCGAGGAAGAAUUCCUUGAGGGACGCCAUCAUCGCCACACACAGGCCAAAGCGGAAGGACUCGGUAGCUCCACUAAUAUCGCCCACUGACACAACAGAUUCCCGCCGGAAGUCGUCGGUCGUCAAUCCCGAGAUCGUCAUUGGCACUGAAAAAGUACGCCGCCUAAGCCGGAAACUCAGCCUAAAACCUCCAUCAAAUCAAUACUGGCGGCGAAGCCCAAAGAAGACUAGUUUAGAGAGAUGUAACCCGGGAGAUAGUCACACGGUGCGCUGCGAGUGUGGGCUGGAAAUCAGUGUGAAGUGUGAGUGGGGCUCCGCCAUCAGUUCCACCUCUGGCACACCUGUGCUCCCUGCUUGUUCACCAAAUAAAGAGACAUCCGAAGCCUCAGAAAGACGAAAGAGCACCUCGUUAAUAUCGACAAUCGAACGUUUGGAGACCGGAAAUGCAGAUCUGGAGUUCGUCAUUGCUUCGUGCCGGGAACUCGGUCACGUGGAACACCAGGAAUCGCUCGAGACAGUGCUGUCCCGCCAGGCUGUCAUCAAGUGCCUCCUUGAUAUGAUGCAGCAGUACGCGGCCCAUAAGGAUCUUCAACUGGCUGCCUGCUCUUCAAUCCUUGUACACGUCAAACACUCAGAAGCCAGCCUACACUACCUGUGUGUGAAUCAAGGCAUCGAGCGGCUGCACCACAACAUGAAGACGUUCGGUGAACACACAGACCUCCUAAUUGUGGUCCUAGAUAUUUUUGGAUACUACUCAUUCCAAGACGAGUGGCGUUGUAUUCUGACGGAGAAGGUGCAGCCUUCGGAGAUCCUGCGGACGAUGGCGUGUCACGAGGGAGAUCCGAACGUCGUCGAGAAGUGUUGUAUCGUGCUGGAAAACCUCGCUCUGUCGGAGGACAUUGCGCGGUCUAUGAUGUACGUUGGAGAUGUCCACAGUAUCCUGUCAAUGAUGUCACGCUACGAUAAACACGUCGACUUCCUCAAACAUUGCUGCACAACGCUAGGAACGUUAGCAUCUCACGACGACACUUGCCAGGCUGUGUCCGAAGCUGGAGCCACGAGCGCUGUGAUGUUAGCAAUGACGUCAUAUAUCACUAACCCGGAAGUACAACAAAGCUGUUGUUGGGCACUUGCAAGCUUGUCAAGGGCGGACUGUGUCUGCAUGGAACUUCUAAAUAUUGACGCGUUCGGCAUGCUGCUCAAGGCAAUGACGUCGUUUCCGCAAGAUUUGGCCAUCCAGGAAUAUGGCUGCUGGGCCCUCUGUAACCUCGUGGUCAUCGCACCGGAACUUGAGGAGGAUGCUUGCCGGUCGGCCCUUGUGCUGCUUUUGGACAGUACCCAGAUGUUCAUGGCGAAUGUAGAACUCAUUGAACAUGUCUGUUACGCAAUCAGCACGCUGGUUGCCGUCAGAGAAUGCGUACACGUGAACGUUGUGAAGAAUGACGGCAUCAGCAAACUUAUAGAUUUAAUGAAGAAGUACGACGACAACGUGGAUAUCCAGCUCCACAGCUGCAAGGUGAUAGGAAACCUAGCUGUCAAUGACAAUUUCCGGCGUUAUGUGGAGGAUAUGGGAGCCUCGGAAGCCAUCAUCUCAUGCAUGCUUGGGCUGGAGAAGAACGCGCUCAUUCAGUCCACUGGCUGCAUGACCCUCACGAAUAUAUCAGCAAAAGUGGCAGACAACAAGUUCCGAAUCCUGAAGAACGGGGGCGUACAUGCUGCACUGCGUGCCAUGGCGGCCUUUAAGGAGGACGAGACAAUCACACUGAACGCGCUGAAACUACUGUGCAACCUACAGGAAUCGGACAAAGGUUGUUGGUGGAUAGCGGAGGAAAGCGGCAUAUCUGUGAUCGCCAUGUCACUGAGGAACUUCCCCAAUUGUUCAGAAAUCAUGGCGUUCGGCUGCACAUGCCUAGCUAACCUGCCCAGGAGAGGUAUGAACACCGUUGCCCUUGGUAGCGCCGAGUCGAGCCUACUUUACCUUCGCCAGCAACACUCUCUCAGCACGGAAGUAGCCUUAGCUCUAUGCUCAUUCUACGAGAACGCGCUCAAGGCUGGUCUGUGGUUGUUUGGUACGGAAUGUGGAAAACUGGUGACCUCGGUUGCCAUGGAAACCAUGACCCAGAUAAUGCAGGAUUUCGAAGACAUUGAAAUUCAGGUGACGGGGUGUCAGAUAAUGGCUCAAGUUGUGCUAGGUGAGCACAUGAAGCUGCUUAACCGAGGGGUGCUGGCAUCUCUCGUCUCCACUAUGACUAAAUACAUCUUAAACGAGGACAUACAGGCUAUAGGCUGUGGAACCAUCUCUUACCUAUCCGGAUCUGUCGAAGGCAUGGAGACGCUAGAAGAGCUGUGUUGCUUAGAGGUUGUACUGGAAUGUAUGCGCACGCAUCCCUGCCACGCCCACCUACAUGGCGUCUGUCUCCUUGCAAUCGAAAAUAUGUGCAGAGCUGACAGUAUAAGGGGUAGUAACAUACAGAACGUUUGUGAUGCUGUCUCCAAGUCAAUGAAGGCCCACGGAGAUAACAACGAAAUCCAACUGGGUGGUUGUCAUAUCCUCUCAAUUAUUGGCUCAGGAUUUCACCGACAAAAUGUUCAAAAACGCAAGAGCGUCGACUUCCUGGGACCACUGGUGACGGUCACACACCGGAAGAGCGUCACAGAGGAGCUCCUUGACGUGGCGUCUGCUGCCAUUCAUCGGCUCCGGAAGUUCACGGACGUUGUGUUGGAUGACACCGUGGAAGGCGACAGCGAAGCCUCACAGACGGAAUCAACCUCAGAAAAUGUCCCAAUCGAUAACGAUUAUCCGUAG
Molecule: messenger RNA, 3855 nt
Organism: Mya arenaria
Lineage: Eukaryota; Metazoa; Mollusca; Bivalvia; Myida; Myidae
Exons: 27
Coding region: 1-3855 (1284 amino acids)
Molecular function (GO): protein binding
Source: RefSeq, a predicted model, not a curated record